UGGAUUAUACUCUUUUCGCUGCUUUAUGUUUGUUUCUGCCAUAGAGGAAACUUUCUCACCAACUGUUUUCAAGUGGGACUGCUUUCCAGUGGCAGAGCCAUGAUUUGCCUGUUAAGAUGGACUUCUUUCCUCUGGACUGUAAAUUUAAUUCCUUGCACUUAUGGAAUGUCAGUGAGUGAACGAACAGAUGGCUCUUGUCCCCCUCUGAGUGUAGAGGAGCACAUGUUUUCUGAAGUCUUAGAUCGUCCCCUGGAAAUCACAGGAUUUGAUCUCACAGAAAAGUUUCUUCUCCGAAAGGGAACGAUCACAGAGGACCUGCCGUCAUUUCGUUUAGGAAGCAGUCCACUCAUUAAGGCAACAAAAGUAAUAUUUCCAAAUGGGCUUUCAAGUGAAUACUCCCUUGUCACCAUUUUCCGGGUGAGAAGAACUACAAAAAAAGACCGCUGGUAUCUUUGGCAGAUAUUCGACCAGCCGGGAAGCAGUCAGGUAUCUGUUGUGGUUGAUGGGGGCAAGAAGGUGUUGGAGUUUUCUUUCCAGGGCCAGCUAAAGAACGUUCCCCGCUACACAUUUAAGAGCCGUGACCUACAUGCCCUUUUUGAUCGCCAGUGGCACAAGCUGAGCAUUUCUGUACAGAGCAACAUCGUCUCCAUUUACAUGGACUGCAAGCUAAUAGAAAGGAGACUGACUGACGAGAAGGACAACGUUGACCCCAGUGGGCACACUCUCAUCACCACACGAGUUGAGGAUGGACGACCCGUAGAUAUUGAACUAAAGAAAAUGCUGCUCUACUGUGACCCUUAUAUGGCCGAAAUGGAAAAUUGCUGUGAGCUACUGGAGCCAAAGUGCGAAGCCAAGAAGACCUUUAAUGGGACUUCCCCUCCCCUGGUUACAGCCCAGCUCCCCCAGAUGCUGUCUCAGCCGGCCUCAGAGUCAAUUGACAGAUGUCACUGUCCAGCUGAAAAGGGAGAUGCUGGUCUUCCAGGUGUAGUUGGACUGCCAGGAAUAAAUGGAGAGAAAGGAGACAAGGGCAACACUGGGGAGGCCGGGGCUUCAGGAAACCCAGGACAUAAGGGAGAACUUGGAUCAGAUGGGAAAAAGGGAAUCGAUGGGGAGAGGGGUGAUGAAGGUCUGCCUGGUGCUCCGGGGCUGCCUGCUGACAAAGGGUGUCUCAAAGGAGAUCAGGGCCCUCCAGGUGGCAAAGGAGAGAAGGGAUUGGCUGGGGUGCCGGGUCAGCAAGGGGAACCAGGCAAAGAGGGCAAAAGGGGACGGAGAGGAAAGACUGGGGAGCCUGGACUCAGAGGCCUGCCUGGUCCCCCAGGAACCCUGGAAGGGGCAAGUGUCAAGGUGGAGGGGGGUGAGUCUGCAGUCCCGUUGGGAAAAGGAGAGGGUCAGCAAGGUGCUGAAGAGGCCGACAGGAUGAAAGGACAAAAAGGUGAUGUUGGUCCUCCUGGUCCUCCUGGUCCUGUGAUGACAGCUCAUGGAUUAAGACUGCUCUCCGGAACUGAUGAAAUAAAGGAAAAGACCGAAAAGGGAGAAAAGGGAGACGAGGGGGAGAGAGGAACGCAAGGACUGCAAGGCUUCAAGGGAAACAUGGGGCCGCCAGGAUUAAAGGGGGAUCAAGGACCAGUGGGUAAGCAAGGCCUGCCUGGACCCACCGGUCUCCCAGGACUCCCAGGCGAGCCAGGCUCGCCAGGGGAGUCAGGGUUGCCUGGGAGAGAUGGCCUGAAAGGAGGAAAGGGGGACUCUGGUGGAGUGAUGGGGCCACAGGGACCUAAGGGUGAGCCUGGAGAGCGUGGAGGUGGAUCUAUGGGCGAUGGGUUGUCUCUAAGCAGAGGGUCUCGCGGACCCAAGGGUGAGAGAGGUGUCCCAGGACUGCCAGGAGACCAUGGUGAAAAAGGCGAACCUGGAGAGAGUAUCAUAGGCUCGCCUGGCCGCAUGGGACCCCCAGGAAAGCCGGGAAUUGAGGGCCCUCGUGGACCCCCAGGUUUAUCUGGCCCCGCUGGAGCUGCAGGCAGAGAGGGCUCCCCUGGUAGGCCAGGAACCCCGGGCCCUGCUGGACCCCCAGGCAAACCAACUGCCCUGCCAAUUGUUGGAGACAUGGGUGCAUUACUCAAGAAUGCCUGCAGUGUGUGCCAGACGAGAACCCCAGGGCUUCCUGGGCAGAAGGGAGAGAAGGGGUCCCAUGGAGUGCAAGGAGUACAAGGCAUAGUAGGAGAAAAGGGGGAUCCAGGUGUAAGAGGUCCUAUGGGUAACCCUGGGAAAGAAGGCCCAAAGGGAGUAAAAGGAGAGAGAGGGUUCCCAGGCCCCACUGGAGAUAAAGGUGAUGAGGGGACUCAUGGAGUACCAGGACUUCCUGGUGUGACAGGUCGCACAGGGGCCCCAGGGCUUUUGGGUAGACCUGGGCCAAUGGGCCAACUAGGAGGCAAAGGAGAUAAAGGAAAUGAAGGACCCACAGGCAGAGCAGGGCUUCCAGGGCCUCCGGGUGUACCCUAUGUGGAGGGCAACGGGAUGAGCAGUCUGUACAAGCUGCAGAGUGGUGGAGCUAUUUUGGGACCCCCUGGAGCUCCUGGGGCUCCGGGUCCCAAAGGAGAUGAAGGACUUGCAGGGGAACCAGGGGCCAUGGGAUUACCCGGGCUUGAAGGGCUACCCGGUGCAAAGGGUGAUAAUGGUUUGCCUGGUCCACCUGGGAUACAAGGUCCUUCAGGGAAGCCCGGCACUCGUGGAGAGCCAGGGAUCCCAGGAGAGCCGGGUGAGAGGGGGCCGCUCGGAGAGACAGGAUUCCCAGGGCCCGAGGGACCCCAAGGUGUUGCUGGGAGACCAGGAAAAGAUGGAACUCCUGGAUACAAGGGAUCUACAGGUUCAACAGGAGACAGAGGAUCCAAAGGAGAACGUGGUGAUCCAGGGAUUCCUGGAGAAAGAGGUGUUCAAGGCGAGAGGGGUCGCUCAGGAGAUUCUGGCCCGAUCGGACAGAUCGGACCACCAGGUCAAAAAGGAGAUCCUGGCCCUCCGGUACAUUUGGAGAAUGUAAACCUCAUGGGUGAUCCCAGCUUCAUGGAAGAACUCAAAAUGUUCAUCAGGAGCGAAGUAUUGAGGGUCUUCGAAGAGAAGCUAUCUGGCUCUGCCAUACCACAGAAGACACAUGCAGGGAUCUUAGCUUCACAAGUCCAUGGGCCUCCAGGACCUCCUGGAAAAGACGGAUUACCAGGACAGCCAGGAGAGCCCGGACCUCCUGGUCCUCAUGGGUACAGGGGUCAGAAAGGAGAACGAGGUCAGCUUGGUCUGGGGUUACCAGGAGAUCCAGGAUCCAUGGGGCCACAAGGCCCUCCUGGGAUCACUACUCAGGGCCCUCCUGGCUCUCCAGGGCCCCGUGGACCUCCUGGGACAUGUGACCCCAGUGGCUGUGUCCUUCCAUCCCUUUGAGCCCAGCAGAGCGGGUUCCAGUACAGACGUCCGGCUCCGGAGAAGGUCGUCCUGGCUGUAUGUAACAGCUCCCUCAGCUCUGGUUUAUCGGACAGACUCACAACUGACCUCUUCUGAUCACUUUACAAUAACACUUGGAUGCAGUCAGGAUUAUUCUUUCAUGGGUUUUGUUUUGAAUGGGGAAAAAAAAACCUUUUGAGGUUUCUUUCUUUUUUCUUUUUUUUUUGCAAUCUGUACUUUAAAGGUAUUUCUUGUUUUCCCAUCCCCUACUGUGAUGUAAUGCAUUCCUUGUCAACUCUCAUUAUGUCUUUCAAGACCAUGAAAUGACUUUGUUUCUUCAAGUUCAGUCCUGUCAAAAAACAUGGUCUUAAUUAUUUGUUUGCCUCCUUAAUGGGCAUGCCUUUUCACUCGUCUGUUUUUAUUCAGAUAAGCCCAUGUGCUGGCAGAAGGUACAUCUCACAUUUGAGUGUGUGUGUGCGUGUGUGUGAGAGAGAGAGAGCGAGAGAGAGAGAGAGAGACAGAGCGAGAAAGGGAUUAGCUGUAUGAAUAUAUUUGUUUUAUGUGGAGAAAAUGUUUGAUUUUUGAAACUCCUUAUGCAACCAAAGUGCAUCAGAUGUGUCUGAUAUGGAAAUUAUUUAUUGGAAGCGUGUUCUUCAAGAAUGUACUUAAAGACGGUAAUAAUAAUUGUAUCAAAUGUAGCAUGGAUAUUCAGUAAUAUUAUUACUAGAAGUUGGAUGAAUACAUUUCUGGAUUACUGAGAGUCGUAUGAAUUAUCACUGACACAUUUGCAUUGUGCAUGAUAAUCUUUUUCUUUUUAUGAGAAUCAGCGGUGAAAUCAUUGACACGGACGUCACGUCUUCCUGUUGUAUGUAGGUUACAUGUGUCUUUACUGACUGCCAUAUCUUUUGUAGUACAAAAACCUACAACUCAUACUUUUAUUCUGAAACUACUGUGUUUGUAAUACAUCAAGGGCAGAUUCGAAGAAUGUACUUUUAUUGUUGUGUUUAUUUAAUGAGUGUGAUUUGACCUCACAUUCACCUUUACUGUUGGUUUAUUCUGAAGAUAAGUUUCCUUUUUUUUCUCUCUGUUUCAUGGGGCCUGUAAUGGGACCUGACAAUAUAAUUACAUAAGCAAGUUGUCAUUGUAAUGAUACAAUAAGGUUCUCACUUCUAUUGUAGGUGUGUGUGUGGGGGGGGGGUUUAACAUUUACUGUUUACAGAGUGUUGUGUAUGAUGAUUCCUCUGGUUUAUUUGUAUAUUUUUGAUUUUCAGCCACAAAAAAGGAAAUCGGACUACUUCACUACAACUUCAGACUUUUUAUUUGGAUUGAACAUGUGAUCAUAAAUGUACUUGAACUUUUUCAUUGUUUUAACAGUAUCAUGGUCUACAUCCUGGUUUUUCACUCACUGACCAGCCCUGUGUGUCACUGUGUACUGUCUGGCAGUUUGGAUUUAUUUAUUUGCUAUGGGAGGUUUUAAAGCCAUUUUAAUGUUCUCAACUCAUUUCAGAAGGUUUUGAGUCAACUUUAUUUAAACAGGCCAUAUGAUAUUAUGUAAAUCAUUCAGAAACUCUUUACAAUCCCUCUGAAAAAACAAAAAGACCAGCAUUCAAACUUUAUAUUUAAAUUAAUUCUCAGUGUUUAGAUUUUUGUGGAAAUGUUUUUUCAUCCAAAAAGUAAACUUUAUAAUCAUCCUUAACGUUGAACUUAUAUAUAUUUUCUUCAAGCUUUCAUUCUGAGUGCUGUUUAAUGAGAGUUUUGACUCAAAGGCUUUCAUUUUACUUUUAAGUAUCCUGCUGUGAUUAAUGUUUGAAAAGUGCUGUGGGUGUUUCUGACAUUUUGUGACGUCGAAAACUUGGUUCUUUAUGUAUUUCAUCCUUUAAGAUCUGUUUGACCCUAUUUUUUUACUUCAUCAUACUUAACAUCAUAAAAAGUCAUCAGGCUUCUUUAACACAUAUGAAUCAAGAGUCACAUCACUUUUGUACUCAGCAUGCAGGCUUGGUUUUUAUCUCUGCUAAGUUUCAUCCUUGUGAGUGAGUCUACUUUCAGAUUGAAUCAGAUGUCUGCCGCUGCCUUCAUUUGUGAGUUGAAAGAGCCCCCUGCUGGACAUGCAGAAUUCAUUUUGUCAUUGCUUGUAAUGUGAAUGGAAAACAAAUUUUCUUUGGGUUAUAGGCAACAUAAAAUCCCCUCCUUCUAUUGGCUUCUGCCCUUUCAUCAUGUCAAUUUAAUAUUCAUUCUAAUGCGUUCCCCUUGGAGACAAUAACGCCGACCUUGACCAAAUUCAAAUGAGGCCGCAUCAGUGGACUAAUGCCAUCUUAACUUUUGGUGUACUGAUGAGAGCAACUCUGCUUAUAUAUUGAAUUUAGCUUGAAUUGAUAUUAACGUGCGCCGGUUUGUGACUUCAAUUUAGCGAAACUGUAUGAUAACUAGGGAGGACACAAACUGGCCGCUGGUGUCACAGCCCACUUCACUAGCAAUUUGGGGCCAGCCAUUUUUACAUCGCUCUGAAUUAAAAUCCAUUAAUUCUAAGUGUAAAAUGUCAGAUGAAAGCAAACUCAAAAGAUGGGGGAUGGAGGUUGGAGCAUCCUUCAAAUCAAGUGCGGUUAAACAACCAAAGAUAGGCUUGUCAAAUAAUGCAAAAGUCCUUUAAAACAAUAAGAUUUAUACAUCCGCAUAUUUCAUUAUUGCUCACAGUAAUGUAAGUUGAUCCUGUUGCCAUAUAUAAUCUAAUCUUGUAAAUAAGCUUGUAAUGAGGGGGAAUAUGGAUCAGCCUCUCAGCACGGUCCCUCGGAUUAAAAACCUCUCCCUGCUGCUCUCGAUGUAACUCCUCUCUGCUCCUCUAUAAGCUCUCAUGUCCUGCUGUGGGACUUUAAUAUGUGCUUAUGAAAGUGUUUGUUUUAUUCAAUAUCUACCUCAGUCUUGGUUUACCACAUGUCUACAUGAUUAGCUUUAUAGAAAAAAUAAUAAUACAACACAAACUGUUGCCUUUUACUGAAAAAAGUAAUUGAAACCUCAUUUGAAUGUGGAAACAGACAGUCCUGGAUGUUGGCAUCAGUAUACUGCAGGUCGACUCACUGGACUCUGGAUAAAGAACAGGGGCAGUGAUGUUCCUGUCGUGGACGAUGAUCCUGUGUGUAUGUGGUUACCAGGUAUCAGAGGUUAUAUUUUACUCCUUUCUCUGCAGCAUCUUUUAUUUACACUGAUUCAUGGCACCUGCCUUACAUGUGUGCAAUAAAUGUUAUUCAGUGCUUUAUUUCCUGUGUUCUUGUGUGGUGUUUUGGGGCACUAACACAGCCUUGCUUAAAGGUUUCUUAUGAUGUAUUUUAUGAUAUACUCUGUGUUUUAAAGGGCAUAUAUUGAUUGAAUGGUGAGUUAGUGUUGAACAUGAACUCCCUUAAAAAGUUAUUUCAUAUUACCAUGUGGAAAACUCAACCAUUUUUUCUUUGUCUAACCAAGAUUUUUAACUUUUUGGUUGUCUUAAAAAAGGAUAGAAGUUUAUCAAGCAUUCAUUUAAAAUGCAAAUAUAUGUUUAAAUGCUAUUCUGAAUGACAUCUUUGAGUUUCAAAGUAGAUUCUUGACCUUUGAAACAGCUUUUGACAAAAACAAUCUUGCCUUAAGGUCCAUUUAAAACUGGACCUUUCCCAUCAAAUGAUCUUCAUCAGCAGUUGUCACAGAAAUGAAGAUGGAAAAAAAAGUAGAAAAGAUGCUUCUUUGAGCGUCUACAUUUCGUCAAGUGGUCCAACUCCAUCUGCAAAUUAAGAUCUUGUGAUAUGAUCGAAAGCUCAAGAGCAGCUAUUAAAUGGAUCUUGAGGUGAGAUUGUUUUAUCAACUGUGAUAUCUUUGUUUUUAUUUUAGGUUUUUGAAAAACUACUGAAAACUUAAAAUUUUACAUUUCCUCUUCUUUGUAACACAAUUUAUGAUCACAAAAUUAUACCAGAAGACAGAAUGCGUCAUGUGUU
Messenger RNA from Anoplopoma fimbria (sablefish), 7376 nucleotides. Its product is annotated as collagen alpha-1(XIX) chain-like. The coding region runs from base 100 to 3420 and encodes 1106 amino acids. The transcript has 53 exons. Lineage: Eukaryota; Metazoa; Chordata; Actinopteri; Perciformes; Anoplopomatidae. The record is from RefSeq and is a predicted model, not a curated record.